AUGGAUAACCGCGGUUCUUUCGUGUUCCUCCUCAUCGCUCUCUAUCUCCUUGUCAGCUCCCAGGUCCGCGCGCCGCUGAUCGACCAUGAUAGAGAGCAUCAGCGUCAGGUUGCAGACGAGCAGCACGCGCUGCAUCUUUUGAACGAGUCCCGAUACGGAGAUUUCGAUCCUCGAGCCGAUCGAUGGCUUCCCGUCGCCGGUCUAAGACAGAAUGACAGCUAUUCCUGGGACCUACUGCCGGACGUCCAGCAGAAAGCACGGCGCGACUUGCGCUUCGCACUUGACAAGGCGGGACUACAGAUUCCGGUAGCGUUGGAAAACCCAGAGGAAGCGUCGUCGGUGAACUUGACCCAGAUCUCUCUGCCGGUCUACCGCAAUGUUACAGGGAAGCUUCGGGGAGACUGGGUGCGGCCAAAGCCGGAUGAUCCUGUGUCAUCCCAUCGCUCUCACCUGAAUGUCACAGCCCUUGUCCUUGAAAACGACUAUGUUACCCACGAGUUUGGCCUCAAUGUGACUGGUGAUACUGGAACGCUAUACUUGGACCUCCAUGAGGGAGAUGGGGAGGAACUCUUGCAAGAGCCUCGCCACGUUCGAGAGAUCCGUGCAGAUCUGGCAAUAGAAAGUGGGAGCUCUCUCGGCAAUACGUGGUACAUGUCGUUGUUUGGGGUUCACUUCCCAGAAUUGGGGGAAGUUAUUCUGACCACGACAAGCGAGAAAUUCGGUGGCAUCUUUUCCUUGCCACACUUUGCACUCUCGCAGGACACUUUCGAUAUCUCCCACCAGCUCCUCAUCAAAUCCCUCUCCGAUACGAUUACAGAGAAGCAAAAUAGCCCGCCUACCUUCUUCCCCUGGUCUUCCCUUCCUCAUGGGUCGCAAGCGAUGUCGUUUCCCACCCCCAAAUGUGAAUACAUCAUUUACCUGCAGCAGCAUCCGAUCAUGCUGCAUGGCAGCCUGGCAGAGCCGGGUGUGAUUGAGCAAAUCGAAGAUGAACUCAGAUUUCCAAUGGGAGCUCCAAUUCCAUCCCCUCCCCUGAUGGAGAUGUCGGCAGUCAUAUUCUCACCAGACUGUGGCAUCGUUCUGGAGACGAAAGGCGCACCCGAAUAUCCUCCCACCGAUUCCCUCUAUCUGGUGGGUCCCAAACAGGAAGAGUACAGUAAAUAUGCGUCGCGUCUGGUCUACGCCAUUGCCGGUGUGACUGUAGCUCAAAUAUACCUGCUUUUGCGUCAGAUCAAGGAAGCUUCCACGCCAUCCACCAGGAGCCGCAUCAGUUUCUACACGAUUGCGAUGAUGGCAAUUGGCGAUGCAGUUGUGAUUAUCUUCACCUUAUUAUCGCUGUUCAAUGACACAUCUUUUUUAGUCCUGACGGCGACUGCUUUUCUAGGAUUUCUGUCUGUCAGCUACAUAGGAAUGAGGUUUAUGAUGGAAAUCUGGUCCGUUCAGGCACCUGAAAGACGGGAGCAGGACCGCCAGACGCAAUCGCAGACGACAAAUACGCGUCAGGAAAGUCAGGCCCCUCCGGCCACUUCAGCGAGAGCUGUGAACUCUGGGGCGACCCCGAUUAUCCUGCCACCCGAUCAGGAUGAACCGGAAGACGAAUUGCCUAUGCCCAAUCAAGGGAACACGCAGCAGAGACAGUCGGAUAACGGCAAUGACGUCGGAGCCAUGUACGCCCGAUUUUACUUCAUUCUGUGCUGCCUCCUCAUCCUCUCGCUCUGGUCGCUUUUGUGGCCGAAUCGCGUAGGUGCGAUAUACGCAAGGGUUCUUGGUUUCAUUUAUCUCUCCUUUUGGACUCCUCAGAUCUACCGCAACAUCAUGCGGAAUUGCCGCAAGGCCCUGCGGUGGGAUUUCGUCAUUGGCCAGAGCAUUCUUCGCCUGUUUCCUUUUGUCUACUUCCUCACUGUACGAGGGAACGUCCUUUUUAUCCGCCCCGAUUCUACGACGGCUUUCGCCAUGGUCGGCUGGGUUUGGUUCCAAGUCUGGGUGCUUGCCAGCCAGGACAUCCUUGGCCCGCGUUUCUUUGUCCCCAAGGGCUGGGCGCCGCCGGCAUACGAUUACCAUCCUAUUAUACGAGACGCCUCCGCUUCUGGGUCUGGCGAAGACGUCGAGUCCGGCACAACAUUGCCGAUUGGCUUUCUGCGCGCUGAGGAACGGGACGCAGCGAGCAGCGCUCGGGACAGCGACAAACCGCGGCCCAAGGACAAGAAGAAGAAGAUCUUCGACUGUGCGAUCUGCAUGCAGGAUAUCGAAGUCCCCGUGGUGACGGCGCCCGGUGGGAUUGCCGGGAGCAGCGUGGCGGACGGUGCGACUAGCAUCCUGGGCCGCCGCGCGUAUAUGGUGACGCCAUGUCGACAUAUUUUCCACAGCACCUGUCUGGAGAGUUGGAUGAGACUGCGGCUGCAGUGCCCGAUAUGUCGGGAAUCUAUUCCCCCUGUAUAG
Molecule: messenger RNA, 2436 nt
Organism: Rasamsonia emersonii CBS 393.64
Lineage: Eukaryota; Fungi; Ascomycota; Eurotiomycetes; Eurotiales; Trichocomaceae
Product: RING finger ubiquitin ligase (Tul1)
Exons: 1
Coding region: 1-2436 (811 amino acids)
Source: RefSeq, a predicted model, not a curated record